Prorocentrum cordatum is the source of this 387-nucleotide messenger RNA. The record is from the annotation of a GenBank genome assembly. NCBI's taxonomy places the organism in Eukaryota, Dinophyceae, Prorocentrales, Prorocentraceae.
AUGCCGCCGGCCUGGCCGCCAACCUCGGCCUCCGCAAACUGCGGGGCGGGGCCGCCCUUCGCCACAUACUCGGCGAGGCCCAGCAGGGCGCCGAAAUACGGGUCGCUCAGCUCCUGGAACUUCUUCUCCUGCUCUAGCGUCAGCGUGCCCCGACCAUCGCCGACCUCGCCGUUGCCGAUCAUGGUCCCCUCCUCCGACUUCAUGACGGUGCAAGCGCAAUACUCCGAGGAGAUGUCAUACUUGAAAAUGCCGUCGUUCUUCUUCAUCCAGCCAAGGGGCACUUUCUCCUCGAUAAGUGGCCACGAGCACUCGGGAAUUGCCACGUCGCAGAAGGCUGCGAUCUUCCGCGGACAGCCCCUGAUGUCUGACUUCGAAUCGUUGUACUAG